Messenger RNA from Dioscorea cayenensis subsp. rotundata (Guinea yam), 1148 nucleotides. RefSeq lists its product as uncharacterized. Bases 472 to 1044 code for a protein of 190 amino acids. Lineage: Eukaryota; Viridiplantae; Streptophyta; Magnoliopsida; Dioscoreales; Dioscoreaceae. The transcript is spliced from 2 exons. The record is from RefSeq and is a predicted model, not a curated record.
UCAUGUGAAUUAUUGGUCCUUUACUCACGCUUGGUAGUUGUCAUAAGAUUGAUUAAGGUAUUAAUAAUUAUGAUAAUGACCAUACCUCAAUUAAGAAUGUAUAAUUCCCCCCAUAUCAUUAGAAAAGACAACAAAUAGCACACCAAACCAGAAAUCUGACAAUUAAUAAUUGAUUGAUAUUUUCCAUUAUGUUUGGUGGUGUUUGAUUACAUCAUUUAAGUAGUAGUUUAGUCUAAUUCCUAUAUUUAAGCAUUUGUCUCUUGAGUUCACUCAGUAAGAACCAAUGAGAUUAUUUUACCACAUUAUUCAAUUGAAAAGCAAUAAACAAAAGUUUAAUCUGAAUGUUAUAUUAGUGUUUCAGUUAUGUCAUGCUUUACAUACUUACCGUCCCUUCCAAUCAAGACCAUAAAAAUACAGAAGCAAUGAUAUUUUUACAAAAGUUGAACAAUAUAAACUCUCAGUUCCAUUUCAAUGGUCACACAUUUAGAACCAAAAAUGUUAUCAAAAAUCAAUCUUGUUCUUCUUGUUCUUCUAACACAAAGCAUCACACACACACUAUUGAAAGGUCAAGUGAUCAAUGCGUGUGAUUUCAGAGUGGAUCAACUUGGUCCAUGUUUGAGCAUGCAAGAGAAGAACACAAGUGAAAAUGAAGUUUGCUGCAAUGCUAUAAGUCUCGCGAUAUCAGCUGGUUAUCGAUGUUUUUGUUCAAUAUUAUCUUCGCCUAAUCUCAACUUCAUGGCUUCUAUUUCUCCUCUCUUAAAUUUAUCACUAGAGUUACCAUUCCUUGGUUGUCACUUAGCUUCUCCUUCUCUAUCAGUUUGCCAAGGGAUUGAGAUGAGUUCUUCUUCAUCACAAGCAGUUGCACCAAGUGUUGGAAUUGUGUCUAAUUUAACAGUGAAAGAGGAGCCAAAUUCCAGCAUGAAUUACAUUGCUCCUCAGUCAAACUUCACUGAUAGCUCAGCAGAAAUUAUGAAGAUUAAAGAAGGAUGGCAUGCUGUAACUUUUGUGGUUUUUAUUUCUUUCUCUUUUGCAGUUAUUCUGUAAUUCAGAUCAUAUAUAUAUAUAUAUAUAUAUAUGAAAUGCAAAGUUAUAUUGAUCUGAAACCUUUACUGCAGUGAAUUAUUUUGUGAUUUGUUCAAACCACAAAG